This is a messenger RNA of Xenopus tropicalis (tropical clawed frog), 1118 nucleotides long. Lineage: Eukaryota; Metazoa; Chordata; Amphibia; Anura; Pipidae. The record is from RefSeq and is a predicted model, not a curated record.
UGACAGUAGCGUCCUUGGCUACGGUAGCCGCUUGGGGACAGAAGUAGCCGGAGCGCUCACCUGAGAGAUUCUGUAGGGAGCGGGAGUGUCCGGGAAUUACCAGUAUUAGGGUACCAGAGACAUGGAAUACACUGAGGACUGUUUGGAGCCAGAAAGUGGAGGGGUGGGGUACAAUGUGCCGGAAGGAACCCUGCCUCAAGGAGCGGGGGCCAAUAAGAAGGUGCUAAUCACGGAGGUGUCACAGUCAGCCCGCCCCCCACAGCUGGCGCUGCCCGUAUACGAAGACCCAUUUGAACGUUCUUUGAAAUACAUGGAGAAGCACAACAUCCUACAGAUAUUCCAGGAAAUUACAGAAAACUUGGUUUAUGAGAAGCCGGAAGAGCCGCUAGAGUUCAUGCUUGAGAAGGUGCAGUCCAUGAUCUCCAGCCGGAAGGAACAAUAAUACAUCCCCCCGGCCUCUACCAUUUGUCUACCCCCCCCCUCUUCCAUUCGCCCCCCCCCCCCCAUUCGCCACUGGAACCCCCUUCUGGCCUACAUGUCUCCUUCCCAGUGAUGCCUGUAUGUUCCCGGCUCUCCUGUGUGCCCUGCAGGGGGCGAUAUGUGCAGGAAUGGUUAGUGGGUUGCAGAGGGGCCACAUGUACCUGUUGGGAUCUGCUGACUCCAAAGGGGUUAAAAUGAACUCCCUGCGCGUAUAUAUGAGCUGCUGGGAGUUACAGACACAUACCCGGUGCCUUGGGAAGGGUGGGGUUUAUAUAUUGUUAUUUGGUGCCCAGAAAUGGGGUGUCCUAUGCACAGUGUGGGGUUACAGACAGGGGGAAUGUGGGGUUACAUGGGGCAGAUAGGCCAUUGGAGGGGACAUAUGCACUGAUAUUUGGGGGUUCCAGUUGAUAAAUGCCUUAGUCACAAAUGCACUUUACUGUAUGUGCUCAUCUGGUUGGUCAGAACCCACUGACCUAUUGCUUCCUGUAUUGGGGGCGUGGCCUAUAUCCAUGUACCCUGAGUGCAGAUACCCCCAACUUUACCCCCCCACAAUUCGGGCCCACGGAAACAUCUGUUAUAUGCACUGGGAUCAGCAAUAAAGUCUCCCCAUCUGGGCCCAGAAGGGUUAAACAGUGUUA